AUGGCGCCUUUACGCUCAACCCUCUUUGCAGCCAGCAUCGCCUUGCUUGCACUCUUCCAGCCGAUCCAGGCUCAGAAUUCUACGAAUUCUACAGGAGAUGGUGGUGAUCCAGUGCUUGAUGCAUUCUUCAUCCAAGAUUCCAAUGUUGGGGGGCCAGCCUCGACUCGCAGCAACUGGCUGGUUGUGCUCAUGGAAUGUGUGGGCUCGAACAUUGACACAGGCCUCUGUGGUAAUCAUCUCUGGAUAGUCACAUACGGUCCCAGAACAUGGGUUUACGACGACUCCAACGGGAAUAUCGCCUUGACAGCAAAAUGCUCUCUUGCACAAAGCACAAGCAGUGUGGUCUGUAGCAUGACGCUGGCUGCGCCCAAAGAGGUUUUCACCAACACAAAUGCAGACGUCAGCGCACUGAUAACUGCCACGGGUGUACCGCUCUCGAGUAAAGUCGUUACGGCAACGGUUAGGCCGACAGACAUGGUCAGCCUUUCCGUCACGAUCACUGGUGGACAAGAAAUACUAGCGGCUGCUGCAACUGCAACUCCAGCUGGGAGCAGUGGCACGAAGAUAAGUCCGCUUUUCAGUGGAUUCAUCGCCAGCUUUCUGUCGCCUACGAUGAUGCUUCUGUAA
Molecule: messenger RNA, 627 nt
Organism: Exophiala aquamarina CBS 119918
Lineage: Eukaryota; Fungi; Ascomycota; Eurotiomycetes; Chaetothyriales; Herpotrichiellaceae
Exons: 2
Coding region: 1-627 (208 amino acids)
Source: RefSeq, a predicted model, not a curated record